This is a messenger RNA of Colletotrichum chrysophilum, 981 nucleotides long. RefSeq lists its product as uncharacterized. Lineage: Eukaryota; Fungi; Ascomycota; Sordariomycetes; Glomerellales; Glomerellaceae. The coding region runs from base 1 to 981 and encodes 326 amino acids. Gene Ontology annotation, biological process: maturation of 5.8S rRNA; maturation of LSU-rRNA. The record is from RefSeq and is a predicted model, not a curated record. Gene Ontology annotation, cellular component: Las1 complex; preribosome, large subunit precursor. Gene Ontology annotation, molecular function: endonuclease activity. The transcript has 2 exons.
AUGGCCGCCAGCACCACUCGGGCACCCGCUACGGCUGCUGCACCACCCAGACCGUCGGCGUCGUCGACCCAUGCUGCUGACACCACGGCCGCAACGAGCACCAGCGCCAACGACCAUUCAGCAGCAGCAGCAGCAGCAGCAGCACUGGCGGCCCAGCACCACGCCGUCGCCAGAGUGUCCAUGUGGAUGCAGCGCGGGAACUGCCCGCACAUGGUCGAGUCGACGGCGCUGCUGACGGCCGCCAUCCUCAGCGACGGGGAGAGCUCCGGGAGCGCUGGCACCUAUGCCGUACGAGCGGCCUACGCGGCCGCCUUUAGUCGGUUCGUGACCGGGCUCCUCGACGGGCACCAGGACAAGCAGCGCAAGCUGAGCAUGUACUCCGUGGCCAAAACCAUUGGUCUGCCGGCAACGUUUGUGGAGCUGCGUCACCAGGCCACGCAUGAGCAGCUGCCAUCCCUGGCGAAGCUGCGGUCCGCUGCGAGGAAGGCUCUGGCGUGGAUUUGGGAGUACUACUGGCAGCACCUGGGCGCGAAUGAGGAUGAGGAGGAGGUCAUUGUCGGGGACGCCGCCGCGCGUGGGUAUCGUGAGAUGGUGACGGCGUACCUGGAAGAGGCGGAGUGGGCGAGGAAGGCUGAGCGGAAGAGGCUGUUGGGCAGGCUGGACGAGAGCCAGCUGCUUGAGGCGCUGUCGCAGGUCAUGGAGGCGCCGAGGGAUGAUGCAGUCUUGCGGGGGGCUCUGAGGUUAUCGAGGGAGCUUCUGCACAAAGGACAAGGAGAGGUGGAGGAGCGCGAGGAUGUUGACCUGGAGCAACAGGUCGAGGAGAUUACGCAGAUUUCACGGAGUAGGGACGUCAUGAUGUCGGACGCGAGGGACGAAGAGAAGGCUGCUGAAGAUGCGGAACAUGAGGGCGACGAGAGCGGUGGGAUCGGUUGGGCCAAGCACAAGGGCCCUUGGAAGCCGCGUCCCAUCGGCGUUGCCUGA